This is a messenger RNA of Clupea harengus (Atlantic herring), 2059 nucleotides long. Its product is annotated as cadherin-18-like. Gene Ontology annotation, molecular function: calcium ion binding; cadherin binding; beta-catenin binding. NCBI's taxonomy places the organism in Eukaryota, Metazoa, Chordata, Actinopteri, Clupeiformes, Clupeidae. Gene Ontology annotation, cellular component: adherens junction; catenin complex; plasma membrane. The coding region runs from base 725 to 2059 and encodes 444 amino acids. Gene Ontology annotation, biological process: homophilic cell-cell adhesion; cell-cell adhesion mediated by cadherin; cell-cell junction assembly. The record is from RefSeq and is a predicted model, not a curated record. The transcript has 7 exons.
CUUGCAUGACAGACAUUCUGAGAGCACGAAUCUGGCCAAUCACAGCUCUCCCCCUCUCUGAGCCGCAACAGCAGCCAGGCAGGAUUUACUCACAUACUCACACACACACAUACAGGCUCACCCGCCACACGCGCGCACACUCUCCCUCACACACACACACACACGCACCCAUUCGCGCUCGCUGUCUGCGCGGCAAAGCAAGCACUCUCCGAGAGCUGGGAGUAGUGGGGAGAGAAAAAAAUGGUGUGUGAGCCACGGACCGCUUGGACACACACUCUACUGAGGGUGCACACUUCACGGAGGACAAACACCAGGAACCUCGAGAUGUCCACCUCAGUCGUCCCAUCUCUGUGCUGAGUCCGACAUCGCCGGGCCACCAUGAUGUGAGUGGAGUUGUUGUUCUGUUUCCAUGGAGAUAAGCGUCUGAAACCAUGGGCUUCAGCCAAGCUUCGCAGACCCGUUUCCCAUUCCCGCUCUGGAUCUAGCCUUCACCAGGACCAGCAGGGGGGAUAAGCAGCAUAGCGGGCCGGAGAGGAGGGGAGUCGGGGGGAGGAGGAGGAGAAGACAGAAGAAAGACGAAGAGGAAGGAGCAAGGACCUUCACCGCAAUAGGAUUUAACUUACAAUCCGCUGGGAAUAUUGUUUUGCACUUUUCCUAUUUUUCUGAUAAUUAAAUUGGGAAUACUGGGAUCAGGUGGGAACUCCACCUGGGAGCGCCUAGCACCAUGAGGGUGUUGGUGCCCUCGGCCUGCCUGUGCCCGGUGCUGCUGUGCCUCUGCGUACUGGAGCGCUGCUGUGGCAGCGGGCACCACCUCAUCACCAGGCUGCCUGGCCGAAACCACUCACUGGCACAUGGUGGCGGGCACAGUGGUGGGCAUAGCGGGUCACACCAGAAACCUAACCAGCAUCAGAACCAGAGUCAUGGGGGCAACGACACGGAGGUGCACCACCGGCCCAAGCGUGGCUGGAUCUGGAACCAAUUCUUCGUGCUGGAGGAGCACUUCGGGCCUGACCCACAGUACGUGGGCAAGCUCCACUCGAACUCAGACAAAGGGGACGGCUCGGUGCGCUACAUCCUGAGCGGGGAGGGGGCGGGCAGCAUCUUCAUCAUCGAUGAGUCCACGGGUGACAUCCAUGCCACCAAGAGCUUGGACCGCGAGCGCAAGGCCCACUACGUGCUCCACGCCCAGGCCAUCGACCGGUACUCCAACAAGCCCCUGGAGCCCGAGUCCGAGUUCAUCAUCAAGGUGCAGGACAUCAACGACAACGCACCUAAGUUCCCCGACGGGCCCUUCGCCACGUCCGUGGCUGAGAUGUCUGAAGUCGGCACAUCAGUGUUCCAGGUGACGGCGACAGAUGCGGAUGAUCCCACGUACGGCAACAGCGCUCGCGUGGUCUACAGCAUCCUGCAGGGCCAACCCUACUUCUCAGUGGACCCCAUGACAGGUAUCAUCCGGACGGCACUGGCGAACAUGGACCGCGAGGCGAGAGAGCACUACGCGGUGGUGAUCCAGGCCAAGGACAUGGCAGGCCAGGUGGGGGGUCUCUCGGGGUCCACCACCAUCAACAUCACCCUCAAUGACGUCAACGAUAACCCACCCAAGUUCCCUCAGAAGAACUACCAGCUGUAUGUGGCCGAGUCGACCGAGGUGGGGAAGCCCGUGGGGAAGAUUGCUGCCCAUGACGCAGACCUGGGAGCCAACGCCGAGAUCAAGUACAGCAUCCUCAACACCGAGGUUGCAACCGUAUUCUCCAUCGGCACGAGCAGGGACGGACGAGAGGGGGUCAUCAGCCUCAGGAAGCCAUUGAACUAUGAGAAGAAGAAGACAUACACUUUGCACAUCGAGGGAGUGAACACACACCUGGACCCGCGCUACUCGUACCUGGGGCCCUUCAAGGACACGGCCACCCUCAAGAUCACCGUCGGCGACGUGGACGAGCCGCCCGUCUUCUCCAUGGACUACUUCAUCAUGGACGUCUACGAGAACGCACCAAUCGGCACGGAGGUGGGCGUGGUCACAGCCAGAGACCCCGACAGCAAGAACAGCCGUGUCAGGUGA